Motacilla alba alba is the source of this 4612-nucleotide messenger RNA. It is a transcript of the gene WNT3, whose product is annotated as Wnt family member 3. Gene Ontology annotation, biological process: canonical Wnt signaling pathway; neuron differentiation; multicellular organism development. Gene Ontology annotation, molecular function: cytokine activity; frizzled binding. The record is from RefSeq and is a predicted model, not a curated record. The transcript has 4 exons. Bases 55 to 1122 code for a protein of 355 amino acids. Gene Ontology annotation, cellular component: extracellular region. NCBI's taxonomy places the organism in Eukaryota, Metazoa, Chordata, Aves, Passeriformes, Motacillidae.
UCAUGUUUUUCUGAAAACUUCGUGGCGAUUUUCCCCUUGCACCAGCCUGGACUAAUGGAUUACCACCUGCUUGGACUAAUUCUGUCUUUUCUCUUCAAUGGCACAAAGGUCUUAGCCGGUUACCCAAUUUGGUGGUCCCUGGCCCUGGGCCAGCAGUACAGCUCCCUGGGCUCCCAGCCCAUCCUCUGCGGCUCCAUCCCCGGCCUGGUGCCCAAGCAGCUCCGCUUCUGCCGCAACUACAUCGAGAUCAUGCCCAGCGUGGCCGAGGGGGUGAAGCUGGGCAUCCAGGAGUGCCAGCACCAGUUCCGGGGCCGCCGCUGGAACUGCACCACCAUCGACGACAGCCUGGCCAUCUUCGGGCCCGUCCUGGACAAAGCCACGCGCGAAUCCGCCUUCGUGCACGCCAUCGCCUCGGCCGGGGUGGCCUUCGCUGUCACCCGCUCCUGCGCCGAGGGCACCUCCACUAUCUGUGGCUGUGACUCCCACCACAAGGGACCCCCGGGGGACGGCUGGAAGUGGGGGGGCUGCAGCGAGGACGCCGACUUCGGCGUGCUGGUGUCCCGGGAGUUCGCGGACGCGCGGGAGAACCGGCCGGACGCGCGCUCCGCCAUGAACAGGCACAACAACGAGGCCGGCCGGACGACCAUCCUGGACCACAUGCACCUCAAGUGCAAGUGCCACGGGCUCUCGGGGAGCUGCGAGGUCAAGACCUGCUGGUGGGCCCAGCCCGAUUUCCGGGCCAUCGGGGACUACCUGAAGGAUAAAUACGACAGCGCCUCGGAGAUGGUGGUGGAGAAGCACCGCGAGUCCCGGGGCUGGGUAGAAACUCUCAGGGCCAAGUACGCGCUUUUCAAGCCGCCCACGGAGCGGGACCUGGUCUACUACGAGAACUCGCCCAAUUUCUGCGAGCCCAACCCCGAGACGGGCUCCUUUGGGACGAGGGACAGAACGUGCAACGUCACCUCCCACGGCAUCGACGGCUGCGACCUCCUGUGCUGCGGGCGGGGCCACAACACCCGGACUGAGAAGCGCAAGGAGAAGUGUCACUGCAUCUUCCACUGGUGCUGCUACGUGAGCUGCCAGGAGUGCACGCGGGUCUACGACGUCCACACCUGCAAGUAAGCACAGGUGGGUCUCCACUGGUGGAGGUUGCCCCAGAGCACGGCCGAGGGGUCUGUCAGCCCCCUGGCCAGCCCCACACGUGGCCUCACACCGCAGAGGAUGGCACAAAACUCCUGGUGGCCCCGGCAGUACACACCCAGGGCAAGGAGAAGGCUCUGGGCACCUCACCCAGGCGAGGUGUGACUGCUGGUCCCUCGGGCAGGACGGGCUGCCUGGGGAGGGCAGGGAUGGGACAAGGAGGGCAGGGACAGGGAGAGCAGCAAUACGACAAGAUGCCCUGGAGAGCAGGGACAGGACAGGGAGGGCAGGGACAGGACAGGCAGCAGAGACCAGGGACAGCUGGGUCCCAGCGAGGCACAGCCCCGCGAGGCAGAGCUGCUGCCACAGCAGCCCCCGAGCUCCCAGCUCUGUCCUGUCCACAGGUCCAGCCCCUGCAGGCACCAACGCAGGGGCUCAGGUGGAAAUGGAUUGUUCACAGGGAAAGCUCCCCCAGCUGCUGCUGUCCUGGUCUCAGCAGAUGCAGUGAGGAGAGGAAGGAGCCCCCAUCCCAGCCCAGCUCCCUUCUUCCUUCUCUGGGGUGAUGCUGGAGAACUGAACCUGUCAGAGCACACGAACAGAGCCCACGGGUGGUCCCUCCUUCCCCCUCCCCUCUGCCCUCUCUGUUCCCCCUGCCCCACAUCUCCCAUGGAGCGCUUCAGGAAGGCAGAGCCCAGAGCUGACCCUCUAGCACCUGGCCCAGCACAGGAGCAGGGCACAGGGCACUGCUGCCACCUCCUACAGGGGACAGCAUCGUCCCAGCCACCUCCUCACCGUGCAGCUGCCCAGGAGAGGAUUUUAAGGAUCAGGGCAGUACCUAUUGACUAAGCAUUCCCUAACAUGACUUUACAUCCCAGAGGGAGCUCAGGGAUCUCUCUGGGGACAGGUUACCUGCCCGGUGAGCUGCUGCAGCAGCUGUGAACAUGAGAGACUGCAGGGAGAGAGGAAAUCUCUGUCCCAGCCUCCUUGUCAGCCGUUUAUGGUCCCUCAGCACAAUGCCAGGGGAUUUACCGAGCUGUCAGCAAUCAUGCAGGAAACUCCUGUGCCACGAGCAGGGAUCUGGGCCCCCCCACAUCCCACAGCCCAUCCCAUACAGCAGAAGCAGGGUUUGUCCCCCCUGGUCCCCAGGCCAUCCCCUGUCCCUGAGCACAUCCCCUCUCCCUGGGUUCACCUUCUCCAGGAGGACUGGCCCGUGAAAUUAAAAAGCAAACACCCCCUGUGUCCUGGUGGGCUCCAGGACCAAGGGCCACGCUCAAACACAGCUCAGGCAGAGAACUCCAGGGAGUGGUGGCCACUGGGCUGGGGCUGCUCCACUCCCUCCUCUCCUGGGAAGGAGCAGCCCCUGGAGCUGCACAGAGCAAUAACGGGGAGAGAGCCCUGGCAGGGAGCAGGGGGCCCUCAGGCAGAGCAGGACCCCAGGUCCCUCCCACGCAGAGCUCCAGACCCCCUCCAGAGGAGCCUUUGCUCCCAAAAAUUCAAAUCCCAGAGAGCUCCAAAAGCCUCCCCGAGCCGAGCCACGCCGUCCUCUGAUAUGCAUCUAUUUAAAGUAUAUAUUAAAUCCCAUGUCUGGAAAGACUCCCAGUACCCGACUUUAAACAAAAUCCCUUCUUUGUUUGUUUGUUUUUUUAAUCAAGAAAAGGUAUUUAAUAUUAAAUAGAACAUUUAUUGCCUUGUAAUUAUUUUACUGUAGCCAGGUAUUCUAGCACUGAAUGGAAGAUCUUUUUCCAUCAAUCUGCUGUAUCCAAAGUUUUGUAUAAAGUUGUAGAGGUCGAUUUUUUUUUAUUUUAUAUUCAGAAAAUUUCUCUUUUUAUAAGCAUUAUUUAUUAUACAAUGUAUAUACUUGAGUUAACUAAGAUUAUAUAUUAUAUAAAUAUAUAUAUUUGGAGAAAAAUAUAUUUCAACUUCCAUUUUUUGUGGUAUAUCAUUAAAGAAAAGGUAAAAAUUCAAAAAGAUGCACUUGCCAGCUUGUGUGGUUUGGCUCUGAGGGUCCUGCUGAACAGCUACAGAGCAGUGGGUCAUGACCCAGCUGCUCAUGGACAGGGACAGCCACGGAAUCAUGGAAUCCCAGAGUGGUUUGGCUUGGGAGGGACCUUAAGGGUCACACAGUUCCAACUCCCUGGCAUGGGCAGGGGUAUCUGUUAAAAGAAUCAAUACAAUGAUGGCAAAAAGAAGAGAUUUUACAGCUGAAUGCUGAGAUGUUGAUUCAGGGAGUGCCAGGGCACAGUGUGCACCACUGAGAUUCUCCACAGAGUCAUGGAACCCUUGGGGCUGGAAAAGCCCUUCAGGAUCAUGGAAUCCAACCAUUCCCAGCACUGACCCCUGUCCCCAAGUGCCACACCCACGCAAUCCCUCCAGGGAUGGGGACUCCAGCCCUGCCCAGGGCAGCUGUGCCAGGGCUGGACAACUUUCCAUGAAUAAAUCUCCCCGAUAUCCCAUCUAAACCUCCCCUGGCACAGCCUGAGUCACUCCCUCUCCUCCUGUCCCUGUUUGCUGGGAGCAGAGCCCGACCCUCCCUCGCUGUCCCUCCUGGCAGGGAUUUGUGCAGAGCCAGAAGAUCAAAUCAGGCAAUGAAUCCAGCCAGGCUCCAGAGUUUGCACUCUCCCCACAUGUCACAGGCUGUCAUUGAAUCACCUUCCAACACUUUGGACAGACCAAGGUCCACAUUUUCUCACCUAAAAACCUAUUCUCCUGCCCAUGAAUAAUUCUGUGGGUGUUUCUGCAGCAUCCCCCUUGCAUCAGCAAUGCUUUUAAGUGCACACAAUUUUGCACUGCAUUGGCCUCAAAUGUACCUGUCUGAAGUGCAAAAUAAAUACAGAAUCACCCAUAUUCUUGCCCUGAUCCCCAAAUUACUCACAAAGCCAUCCCAUGGAUCCACCUGCAUGGCCAGGGUCUCUCUGCUGGUGCCACCACCCCUGACAUGUCCUACCUCACCAGAGCACCUGGCCCCUGGAGGGUUCUGGACUUCACAGCUCUGGGGGUGAAGCUCUCCCUGUCUGCCCACCUGCCCCAAACCUCCCUCCACCCCACACUGUGCCCCAAAACCCAUCCCAGCACCUUCAAAUCUGCCUCCGGUCAACAACUCCAUUUCACGGCCACAUUUCUGGAAAGUUCAAGAUUAAACAGGGUAAGGAAGGGGGUGAAGAAUCUGGCCCUUACGUUGAAAGCAAUAUUGUAUAUUUAUUAUACAUUUAAAGCCUCUCUGCCAGGAGGAGCCAUGGAGAACACACAGGUGCUGGGAAGGUGCUGCCCUUCCCUUGUGCCACCUGCAGGGAACAUCUCAGAUGGAGAUCUUGGAACAGAGGUUGGAGUGGGUCAGCUGUCACACCCAGCAGCCCAGCCUGGUUUUCCAGCCCUCCCCAGGGGUGGGAUACUUUCCAUGAAUAACAGAAAUUAAUAAGUUCCAUGGAUACCCCCACCCCACCCAGACACACACAGGGCCUCCUCAGCCCUGCAG